CUUCCAGAUUACAGACAGCUUCCACUUCCACUUCCACUUGCACUUGCACUUGCACUUGCACCUUGACAUAGUACGACAUAGUAGCACUUGCGCUUGAUCGUCUGUUUUCCCGAGCCAUUCAACUACAACAUCGGCGUUUUCUUUGGACCAACAUCGCCAACUUGAAGUAUUACAAUACCCAACCACUGCGAAUCAACAACUCUAGGUUCUCGUUCUUGUUUUUGCUCUGUUUGCGUCACGAGCUUUCCACCAUCUAUAAUCUACCGGCCCGCCCGUAAUCAACAGUCGCCAAGCUGGGGAAGCGCAAAGUAUCCGAAGGGGACCUACCCAUCUCCCUAAAGAGAACCAUGACAGACACUCAGAAAAACGAGGUCGACCUUGUCACCAGGAUGCAAGUCGACGAGUCAGUAGCCGGCACCACGGCCGAGAUCGAUGAGUCCCUCUACAGUCGCCAGCUCUAUGUCUUGGGCCACGAGGCCAUGAAGCGCAUGAGCGCUUCCAACGUCCUCAUCGUCGGCCUCAAGGGCCUCGGCGUCGAGAUCGCCAAGAACGUCGCCCUUGCUGGCGUCAAGAGCCUCACCCUCCACGACCCCGAGCCCGCCGCCUGGGCCGACCUCUCCGCCCAGUUCUUCCUCCGCCCUGAGGAUGUCGGCAAGCCUCGCGACCAGGUCACCGCUCCCCGCGUUGCUGAGCUCAAUGCUUAUACCCCCGUUCACAUCCACCAGUCGCCAAGUCUCGCCGAUAACCUGUCGCAGUUUGACAAGUACCAAGUCGUCGUCCUUACGAACCAGCACACCGAUCUCCAGACUAUUGUCGGCGAAUACUGCCACUCCAAGGGCAUCUACUUCAUCGCUGUCAACACACACGGUCUCUUUGGCGGCAUCUUCUGCGAUUUCGGCGAUAACUUUACUGUCAUGGACACGAACGGCGAAAACCCCGUUAACGGUAUCGUGGCUGGAAUCGACGAGGAGGGUCUCGUUUCUGCGCUUGACGAGACCAGGCAUGGGCUUGAGGAUGGCGACUAUGUGACGUUCUCGGAGGUCGAGGGUAUGGAGGGACUCAACGGCUGCGAGCCCCGCAAGGUCACCGUCAAGGGCCCCUACACCUUCUCUAUUGGCGACGUGUCCGGGCUUGGCCAGUACAAGAAGGGCGGUCUCUACCAGCAGGUCAAAAUGCCCAAGACUAUCGAGUUCAAGAGCAUUACCAACGCGCUCAAGGAUCCCGAGUUUGUCAUCUCCGACUUCGCCAAGUUCGAUCGCCCUCAGCAGCUCCAUAUUGGAUUCCAGGCUCUCCACGCUUUUGCCAAGUCUCAGGGACGUCUACCAAGGCCGAUGAACGACGAGGAUGCGCUUGUGGUUAUCGCCUCGGCCAAGGAGUUUGCCAAGCAGCAGGGUGUUGACGUCGAGUUCGACGACAAGCUUCUCAAGGAGCUCAGCUACCAGGCUACUGGUGACCUCAACCCCAUGGCCGCUUUCUUCGGUGGUCUUACCGCCCAGGAAGUCCUUAAGGCUGUUUCGGGCAAGUUCCACCCCAUCAAGCAGUUCAUGUACUUCGAUGCGCUCGAGGCUCUUCCCACCAACUCCAAGCGCACCGAGGAACUCUGUGCGCCCACUGGAAGCAGGUAUGACGGCCAGAUCGCGGUCUUUGGUAAGGAGUUUCAGGAGAAGAUCUCGAACGUCAAGCAGUUCCUUGUCGGCGCUGGCGCCAUUGGCUGUGAGAUGCUCAAGAACUGGGCCAUGAUUGGUCUCGGCACUGGCCCUGAGGGCAAGAUUACCGUUACCGAUAUGGACUCGAUUGAGAAGUCCAACUUGAACAGACAGUUCUUGUUCCGCCCCAAGGACGUUGGUCAGAUGAAGAGUGACUGCGCGGCCAAGGCUGUGCAAGCUAUGAACCCUGACCUCGAAGGCCACAUUGUUUCUCUCAAGGAUCGCGUUAGCCCCGAGACCGAGGAGAUCUUCAAUGAGGAGUUCUGGCAGGGUUUGGAUGGCGUCACUAACGCGCUGGACAACGUUGAGGCAAGAACGUAUGUCGACAGGCGGUGCGUUUUCUUCCACAAGCCUCUCCUUGAGAGUGGUACCCUCGGCACCAAGGGCAACACGCAAGUGGUGCUUCCUAGGCUCACCGAGUCCUACUCUUCCUCCCAGGAUCCUCCUGAGCAGUCGUUCCCCAUGUGCACUCUCAGGAGUUUCCCCAACAAGAUCGAGCACACCAUUGCUUGGGCUCGUGAGCUGUUCGAGAGCUCAUUUGUCAAGCCUGCGGAGACUGUCAACCUCUACUUGACCCAGCCAAACUAUCUCGACACUACCCUGAAGCAGAGUGGCAACGAGAAGGCGACGCUGGAGAUGUUGGCGGACUUCCUCAAGCACGAGCGCCCGCUCACCUUUGAGGAUUGUGUCCAAUGGGCUCGCAUGCUUUUCGAGAAGCAGUACAACAACGCUAUUCAGCAGCUCCUUUACAACUUCCCCAAGGACUCCGUGUCCUCGACCGGCACCCCCUUCUGGUCCGGACCCAAGCGCGCCCCUGACCCGCUCAAGUUCGACCCUGAAAACCCCACCCACUUUAGCUUCCUCGAGGCUGCUACCAACCUCCAUGCCUUCAACUAUAGUAUCAAUGCCAAGGGCAAGAGCAAGGCCGACUACCUCCAGGCUUUGGAGGGCAUGAUUGUGCCUGAUUUCUCCCCUGACUCGAACGUCAAGAUUCAGGCUGAUGAGAAGGAACCUGACCCGAACGCAGAUAACACUGCCUUCGAUGACGAGUCGGAGCUCGGCAACCUCAAGUCCCAGCUCCCUGAGCCCAAGUCCCUCGCUGGCUUCAAGCUCAAUGUUGUGGAGUUUGAGAAGGACGAUGACACCAACUACCACAUCGACUUCAUCACGGCCGCCAGCAACCUGCGCGCUGAGAACUACAAGAUUGAGCCUGCCGACCGUCACAAGACCAAAUUCAUCGCCGGCAAGAUCAUUCCCGCCAUCGCCACCACGACGGCCCUGGUCACCGGCCUUGUCGUCCUCGAGCUGUACAAGAUCAUCGACGGCAAGACCGACAUUGAGCAGUACAAGAACGGCUUCAUUAAUCUGGCCCUCCCCUUCUUCGGUUUCUCCGAGCCCAUCGCCAGCCCCAAGGUCGAGUACAAUGGCCCCAACGGCAAGGUCACGCUCGACAAGAUCUGGGACCGCUUCGAGGUCGGCGACAUUACCCUGCAGGAGCUGAUUGAUGAUUUCGAGAAGCGCGGUCUGUCCAUCUCCAUGCUGAGUUCCGGUGUCAGCUUGCUGUAUGCCUCGUUCUUCCCGCCUGCCAAGCUCAAAGAUCGCUAUGCUCUCAAGCUCAGCGAGUUGGUGGAGACGAUUAGCAAGAAGCCCAUCCCGGCGCAUCAGAAGGAGUUGAUCUUCGAGGUGGUGACGGAGGAUGCGGAUGGUGAGGAUGUGGAGGUUCCUUAUAUUAAGGCGCGGAUCAGGUAGAUGAUUGGCCUAAAAGGAUUGGUGUGGAAGACGGUGUAGAUAUCAGAUGAGCUGUUUUUGGGUGAAUGAAUACAGUCAAAGUCAAGUCAAUAGAACGUUACUUUUUACUUCUUGGUUUAUGGUCCUUCUACAUAAGGCGUACAUGAAUUCGAAGCAGAAGGAGUCCGGCUUAGUGCCGGUAAGGAUGAGGUGAUGACGAUAGAAACGCUGAAGUAGAAGUGCCAGGAAAGUGAUUAAAUUAUAUUUCACAGAAGAGAGGACAAUUACUUGUAAAAA
This is a messenger RNA of Neurospora hispaniola, 3731 nucleotides long. RefSeq names its product putative ubiquitin-protein ligase. The transcript has 4 exons. The coding region runs from base 348 to 3455 and encodes 1035 amino acids. The record is from RefSeq and is a predicted model, not a curated record. Gene Ontology annotation, biological process: protein ubiquitination; ubiquitin-dependent protein catabolic process; DNA damage response. Gene Ontology annotation, molecular function: ubiquitin activating enzyme activity. Gene Ontology annotation, cellular component: nucleus; cytoplasm. Lineage: Eukaryota; Fungi; Ascomycota; Sordariomycetes; Sordariales; Sordariaceae.